This is a messenger RNA of Chlorella variabilis, 1041 nucleotides long. RefSeq lists its product as hypothetical. Bases 1 to 1041 code for a protein of 346 amino acids. The transcript has 7 exons. NCBI's taxonomy places the organism in Eukaryota, Viridiplantae, Chlorophyta, Trebouxiophyceae, Chlorellales, Chlorellaceae. Gene Ontology annotation, molecular function: nucleotidase activity. The record is from RefSeq and is a predicted model, not a curated record.
AUGACCAAGCCGCGAAUUCUAAUCAGCAACGACGACGGAAUCACGGCGCCGGGGCUGCUCGCACUGGCAGCCGCCCUGCACUGCGACGGCUUUGCGACAUUUUCAGUGUCUGCGCCUUCCGGGGAGCGGUCUGCGCAGAGCCACUGCAUCAGCGUGGGCAAGCACCUGCACGCCUGGCAGCUGGAGGUCGAGGGCGCGGAGGAGGCAUUUGCGGUGGACGGCACCCCAGCCGACAGUGUCAUGAUUGCGCUCUACGGCCCGCUGCUGGCCAACCCCACGUUCCAGCUGGUUGUCAGCGGCAUAAACCGCGGGGACAACUGCGGCCUGCACGUGAUAUACUCGGGCACGGUGGGCGCGGCGCGCGAGGCGGCCUGCAAGGACGUACCAUCCAUUGCCGUCUCUCUGGACAACUACUUGGCCCGCACAGAGGAGCAGUACGAGGCGGCCGCCGCCUACUCCCUGGCGCUGAUGAAGGCGGUGCUGGGGGUGCUGCCGCCGCCGGGGCGCCACCUGUUUGGGGCCUCGCACCUGGCGGGGCACGUGGUGAACGUGAACGUGCCCAAGGGCGGGCUGGCGGACAUCCGGGGCCUGUACCUGGCACACCAGGGCCAGCACUGCCACUUCCCUGACUUCCAGGCACGCGCCGGCCGCACGCGCGGCAGCGAGCUGGAGGCUGACGCGCAUGUGAGGGAGGGGCAUGCGGGCGCGGUGACGCUGCGCGCCUUCCGCAACGCGGCGGGCAGCCUGCGGGGCGACCUGUCGCAGGGCUGCGACUCGUGGGCUGUGGGGCAGGGCUGGGCGGCGGUGACGCCCAUCUGCCUGCGGUCAGACAUGCCCCUCACCGCGACGGCGGCAGCGCAGCGGGAGCAGCCGCAGGUGCUGCUGGCAGUUGCGUCGGCCAUGCAGGCAGCUGCCAAACACCUGGGGGCGCAGCUGGAAAGGAAGCUGCCUGUUGCGGCUCGCCGCGCGGCCCGCACCCCCGGGUGCCACAGGAACGCGGCGCGGCCCCACAAGAACACCACCGGCGCAACCUCGCUCUGA